Aspergillus aculeatus ATCC 16872 is the source of this 1202-nucleotide messenger RNA. RefSeq names its product DUF5315 domain-containing protein. The transcript has a single exon. The record is from RefSeq and is a predicted model, not a curated record. Lineage: Eukaryota; Fungi; Ascomycota; Eurotiomycetes; Eurotiales; Aspergillaceae. The coding region runs from base 64 to 936 and encodes 290 amino acids.
GAACCAAGUAUAAUGCCUUAAUUCUAAUCACCAGUCCACAACCAACAGAAACCCUAAAACACAAUGGCCUCCAACACUCUCCGCAUGGAUCCCAAGAUGGAUCCCCGCAUGGAAACCCUCCGGAAGAUAAGCUCCCAGCGACUUCCCCCGCCAGUUCUGUUCCAAGGUCCCCCCUCCCACAAUGCCUCCAACAUCUCAAUCCCGCCGCCCCCGGCAUCCGUCGGCGUCAGUACCGGUGGUCGGACAGGGCCGGGGCCUGGACCAGGCCGCGGAGGCAGUCAAUCGCCGCCGCUGCAUCGGAAUCGGUCCGCCCGCGGCGGCCUCGAGACCUCUGGCGGCACCUUUGGCUCCCCCUUCCUCACUCGCAAGCAAUCCAAGGGGGAUAUCGACGGCUCCGAUGCGAUUUGGCAAGAGAUGCAGAGCGCGCUCUCGGAGGUGGAGCUGAGUGCCACCACGGGCGAGCAUGUGUUCGGGGAGAAACAUUCUGAGGCCUUGGAGGAUCUUCGGACCAAGCAGCUUAAGCUCGCGCAGGCGUGGGCACGCAGCGAGGCCGCCGAUGACAAGGCCGUCGAUGCGAAAGAGGCCGGUCCGCCGGCCAAGGGAGCUGCUGCUGCUGCUGCUGCUGCUGCCACGCAGGGCCAGGGGGCGCGGGGCGUUGCUGGCCCUGGCAUCUCCGGGGAGCCGGCUUCCGUGGAGGAUGGGGGCGCGGCUCGGAAUCUGGAUGAGGAGACGGAGAAGGAUAUUCUUCUUGCGCGCGAGAGACGCGAGGCUAACGAUCGGUACUUUGAUCGUGUGAAUAACGGCGUUCUGGAUGUUGUGGCUAAGUUGGAGGAGGUCGCCCAGGCUAUGCGUGCUGUGGAGCGGGAGAGUCAGGAUAUCUGGAGCGAUACUGAUAGCGUGAGCACGGCGACAGAGACUACAGCAGAUGCGGGCUGAACAAGCAGAUGCGGGCUCGCACUCGAAUCUCGUCCCCGAUAUGAUCAUCUCUGGCAAGAGAUCAGCUGGUAUGACCUUUUCGCCUGCAGGUGGGUUUCAUGCUAGCUCACCAGGCAUACGGACCUGGAACGGGCACUGCUGGGACUGGAGCUUGAGGGUUCAAGCCAGAUGCCACUGCGCGCGGAGGGCAAUAUCCGGCCUUCGCCGCGUCUAUCUAUACUAAUGCCGAUAGUCUGUCUACACCAGACACUCUGUCAUAUCAAAAC